Volvox carteri f. nagariensis is the source of this 3572-nucleotide messenger RNA. RefSeq names its product eukaryotic translation initiation factor 3c (gene eif3C). NCBI's taxonomy places the organism in Eukaryota, Viridiplantae, Chlorophyta, Chlorophyceae, Chlamydomonadales, Volvocaceae. Gene Ontology annotation, cellular component: eukaryotic translation initiation factor 3 complex. Gene Ontology annotation, biological process: translational initiation. The record is from RefSeq and is a predicted model, not a curated record. Gene Ontology annotation, molecular function: translation initiation factor activity; RNA binding; translation initiation factor binding. Bases 95 to 2917 code for a protein of 940 amino acids. The transcript has 17 exons.
UAACUGGACAUACAUUUCAUUAGAGCAUUGCACGGUACAGGCUUACAGUUCUUUCCGCUCUAAAGUUCCGGCGGCGUGCAGAUCUUCUGAGAAAAUGUCCAAGUUCUGGGGCCGAGACAGCAGCGAUGAGGAGGAGGAGGAGACCACCGAGGAGGAGUCCUCUAGCGAGGAGGAGACCAGCAACGAUGACGACAGUUCUUCUGAGGAGGAGUCUAGCUCUGGUUCAGAUUCCGAUUCUGAUUCGGACUCGGACUCGGACGACGAGGGGCCUAACAAGUUCUUGGCUGGCUCUAGCGAUUCGGAUUCCGAUGACGAUCGCCGUGUUGUCAAGAGCGAGAAAGACAAGAGGAUGGGCGAGCUGGCGCAGACAGCGGAGGACAUCCGGAAUAAGAUUAAGAUCAACGACUGGAGCACUAUCCAGGAGCUCUUCGAUAUCCUGAACCAGCGUUUGGAGAAGACGCGCAAGUUUUUGGUUGGACUGACCGUGCCUCGCGUCUAUUUGAAAUGCCUAAUUGAGCUGGAGGAUUACCUUAACGAGACGCUGGGCAAUAAGGACCUUAAGAAAAAGAUGUCACAGACUAACGCAAAGGCGUUCAACACCAUGCGCCAGCGCUUGAAAAAGCAUAACGUCAACUUUGCGGAUCAAAUGGCGAAGGUCCGCGAGAACCCGGAUGAGGAUGACGAGGAGGAUGCGGCUGAGUCUGCAAGCAGUGACAGUGAAAGUGGCGAUGAGCGCGAGCAGGAGGAUCGCAAGAACCAGCAGCAGCAGCAGAAGGCUAAGGACAAGCUGCUCACGAUGGACCCUAAGGAGAUUACCUACGAGAUGGUGGCGCGGAAGCUUAGGGAGAUCGUUGUGUCCAGGGGCCGCCGGGGCACAGACAAGCAGGAGCAGGUGGAGAUGCUGACUUACCUGGUGACAGUAGCUCGGGGCCCGGCGCAGCGCUUCGAGGUUCUUGCACAGCUGACCAGCAGUCUCUUCGACCUUAACCCUGGCAUGAUGGGGCAUCUGCAGACGGGGCUGUGGAAGAAGUGUGUCGUGAACUUGUUGGAGAUGCUGCGCAUUCUGCAGGAUAACCCAAACAUCAAGGUGGAUGAGAAUGCAGACGCACUGGAGGAGCGCACAGAGCAGCCACCAGACGGCGCAGAGGUGCGGGUUUGGGGUAACGUUGUGGCCUUCGUGGAGCGCCUGGAUGACGAGCUCUUCAAGAGCCUGCAGGUUAUCGACCCACAUACCCAUGAGUACAUGGCACGGCUCAGGGAUGAGCCUGUAUACCUGGCGCUUGGAACCAAGGUGCUUGAGUACCUGCAGAGGGUCGGUGAUAUGGUCGGGAGCCCCAAGGUGGCUUUGCGGCUUGUGGAGCACCUGUACUACAAGACCGAUACCGUUUACGACGCGAUGCGGAAGCUUGCGAUGGCCCAGCAGCAGACUGCUUCAGCGCCUGCCCCCGCAAUGGAGGACGGCGACGAGGAAGAACCCGGUGCGAAGGUGGAGGUUCUGGUGCCAUCUGAUUACGCCAUGGCGGAAAACUGUCAUGAACUCAUGCUGUCGCUAGUGGGCGGCGUCAUCUUCAAGUACGGGGACGAGCGCACGAAAGCACGGGCUAUGAUGUGCUACAUCUACCAUAAGGCCAUCCACGAUGACUUCCAUGGCGCUCGGGACCUACUGCUGAUGAGCCAUUUGCAGGACUCCAUUCAGCACAUGGACGUCUCCACUAUGAUCUUGUACAACCGCGCCAUGGCCCAGCUGGGUCUGGCAGCUUUCCGGGCCGGCCUUAUCCAUGAGGCUCAUGCCUGCUUGAACGAACUGUACGGAAGCGGUCACAUCAAGGAACUUUUGGCGCAAGGCAUGUCCAUGGGCAAGUACCACGAGAAGACGCCCGAGCAGGAGCUGGCUGAGAAGCGGCGCCAGAUGCCCUUCCACAUGCACAUCACCCUAGAGUUGCUGGAGAGCGCUUACCUUACAUGCGCCAUGUUGUUGGAGGUUCCAAACAUGGCUGCUAAUCCGCUCAACCCGAAGAAGAAGAUGAUUUCCAAGUCCUUUCAUCGUGUGUGGGAUACCUAUGCACGCCAGGCCUUCACAGGCCCGCCAGAGAACGUGCGUGAUCAUAUCAUGGCGGCGUCCAGGGCACUGGCACAGGGAGACUGGGCUAAGUCGUUCAACUACCUGAAGUCACUCAAUGCGUGGAACCUUCUUCCAAAGAAGGAGCAGGUCCUGGCCAUGCUGAAGGUGAAGGUGCAGGAAGAGGCCGUACGGACGUAUCUAUUGUCGUACAGUAACCAGUACGCAUCGUUGUCCCUUGAUCAGCUGGCGUCGAUGUUCGAGCUGCCAGACAAGCAGAUAUACUCGAUCGCGAGCAAGAUGAUGAUUGCGGAGGAGCUGCCAGGGUCAUGGGACCAACCCACUCGCACUAUCGUGAUGCAUUCGUCCGAGUCGUCUCGCGUGCAGCGGGUAGCAUUACAGCUGGCGGAUAAGGCGGCGGUAAUCGUCGACUUGAACGAACGUGCCCUGGCCUACCGGACGGGUGGGCUUCGGGAUGCGGAUGAUGAAGGCGGCGCGAUGGCUGGUUCGUCAAGGCGGCGUGGAGGUCAAUGGGACGACGAGGGUGGCGCGGGUGGCCGCAGCCGAGGAGGUGUCAAGCUGGGCAUGGUCCGCAACAUUGGUGGCCGCGGGGACCGAGGGGAUCGCGGCAGCGUCCGCUCGGGGCCAAGGCCUGGUGGCAUGGGCGGCCGCGGGGGCGGAUACCGCCGCGAUGGCGGCAUGGGUGGCGGUAGCUACGGCGAUCGUGUGGGUGGGGGACCGAGGGGCUAUGGCCGCCCGGGUAUGGGCAGCAACAUGAGUUCCAUGUCUGCGCUGGGCAGCCUUAGGGGGCCCAGCAUGGGGUCUCGGGGCGACCUGCGUGACUCACAGAGGCCGUGAGAUGCAGGGGUAGUCUGAAACUUCCGGCUGUGUUGUGUCGCUCUAUUUUCGUGGUUUAGAUCGGCGUCUUCAGGGAUGUUGUGGUGUCGGGGAUAACAUGUAACGGGUGUGGGAUCAAAAUAUUUACCGGCAUUACACGAACGGGCGUCGUGGUUCAUUAUGGAGCACGUCAGUCUGUCGAUGCGGGUCAUGCUGGCCAUUUCCAUGUCUGGGGGGAUUGCGCUGGCUAUCUCCGUUGCGGUUGAUAAAGCUGCAAUCGAAGCGCUUCGUUAGGUUUAUUGUUGGGAUGACACAUGAGGCCAAGGGAACAAGGAUGGAUCUGAAAUGCAGGAUGGGCCAAAGAAUAGGUGGAUAGAAGGUUUGUUGCCUCCAAGUCGCAGGCGUGGCCAUCCUCGUCCUGCAGGCAGGCUGGUGACGCGUUGCACACGUCAAGCUUUGUGAUUGGGCACACAUUCUGGGCAGCUACUUUCCCCCUUACCAUGGAAAGCCUUGGUUUAGCUGCGAUUGUGGGAGGGUAGGCUGGAGCCACGGAUCUUAGCAGGUUGCAUGGGACUUGAGACAUGGAUUCGUAGGCUCAACGCUGUCACAGCAUCUAUGGCACGCGUUGAACCCUUGCCAUAUUGCUGCAAGUCCGUUUGUAAGAAAACACGUACUU